AUGGAGAGGUUAAAAGAGAAAGUAAAGGGCCAUGUUAAUGUUGAGGAAAAUGAAGAUGGUGAGGACAAUAAAUCAUCUGAAGACUCUUUGAAUGGUAUACACUUUGAAGAUAAUGAAGAAGAGAGGAUGCACGAUUUUGAUGAAGACAUGGGUGAAGGUGCUGGUACAAGUGGAAUGGAUAAUGGUGAUGGUACAUGUCAAAUGGAUAAUGGUCAAGGGAUACAUAAAGGGUUGACUACAACUGAGAUGCAAAGGGAACAUGUAAUUGAGGAUGAUUACAUCACAUAUGAGCUUGAUAGUGGGACAGAUGAUGAUAGUGAUGACGGUAGACCUUUAGUGAUAAGGUUUAAUGAACAUGAAAACCUUAGAAAAGAAUUUAAAUUCAAGGUGGGAAUGGAAUUUUCUUCCUUGAAGCAAUUUAAAAAGGUUGUACUGGAACACAAUGUGUUGAAUGGUAGGGACGUUAGGUUUUCUAGAAUUGAUGAGACAAGAGUGGUUGUUGACAAGUUGAAGAACAAUUCAGGUAUGAAAUUGAAUGAAGUUGUAGCAGAUGUAAGAUUGGGGUUUGCUAUAGAAAUUACUAGAUGUAGAGCUUUCAAAACAAGGCAGCUAGCUAGAAAGGUUGUUGAAGGGGACUCAGCCAAGAAAGACAGUAUGCUAUGGUCAUAUGGAGUUGAAUUGAGGAGGGCAUCCUAA
Vicia faba (fava bean) is the source of this 696-nucleotide messenger RNA. The record is from the annotation of a GenBank genome assembly. NCBI's taxonomy places the organism in Eukaryota, Viridiplantae, Streptophyta, Magnoliopsida, Fabales, Fabaceae.